This is a messenger RNA of Lethenteron reissneri (Far Eastern brook lamprey), 1268 nucleotides long. RefSeq lists its product as uncharacterized. NCBI's taxonomy places the organism in Eukaryota, Metazoa, Chordata, Hyperoartia, Petromyzontiformes, Petromyzontidae. The record is from RefSeq and is a predicted model, not a curated record.
UGUGCUUAUGACCGGCUCCAGUUUAUCAGCAGAGGUCUCACUCCGAAUCAGUCGAGCGGCAUUAUCUUUUCAUCGGUUGCGUAACGCUGUGUGGAAGCUACCUCCGCAUGAAGCUUCAGGUCUUCUCGGCCACGGUCAUUCCCUCCCUUCUCUACGCUUGCGAAACGUGGACCCCCCUAAUGGAGCAACUUCGUCGGUUGGAAACAUUUAGGCUGGCCUGCCUACGAUCCAUCCUGGGUUUAACCAGGCUGGAUUGUGUAAGGAGCUCACAAAUCCUUGAAAGAUCUGGGCAAAGUCCCAUCGGUGAGCUCCUCCGGCAGGCAAGGCUGCGUUGGCUGGGUCAUGUAGCACGCAUGCCCAGCUACCGCAUGCCUAAAAUCGAGGGGGCUAAACGGGCGCGGCGCGGGCUAGAGAAGAGAUGGAGUGAUGUGGUACAGGAGGACGUGGAGCUGAGUGGACUUGCCGAUGACUGGUACCAGCAGUGUCAAGAUCGGCCUCAGUGGAGGAGGCUCGUGAAGGACGCUACUGGGCAGUUGGAGGCAGUCGCCCUCCAACAACAACGGAGGGCUGAGGAGCGACGUUCACAACAACGAGCGGAGCGCCGGGUGGCUAAAGCACAGCAAGUUGGUACGCCCCUGCCGCUGCUCCGCCGGGACACCGGCUUGAUGCUGACGAUGUCUCAGGAGCAGGCCGCCUGCCUCCUGGCCAACGCCUUCUUCUGCACGUUCCCCCGGAGCAACGCCACGGGGACCCGGAGCGAGGACUCUGCCUGCCCCGACAUCAACGUCAACAGAGCGGAGCCGGCGCUGCCCCCAUCCUCCGCGCUCACCCAGGCCUCUAAAUGGCUGACGGUUGUUGUGGAGGAAGAGGAGACUCUGGUGGAGGAGCUGUUGGUGCAGGAGGAGGAGACCCUGGUGGAGGAGCUGUUGGUGCAGGAGGAGGAGACCCUGGUGGAGGAGCUGUUGGUGCAGGAGGAGGAGACCCUGGUGGAAGAACUGGUGGUGCAGGAGGAGGAGACCCUGGUGGAGGAGCUGGUGGUGCAGGAGGAGGAGACCCUGGUGGAGGAGCUGGUGGUGCAGGAGGAGGAGACCCUGGUGGAGGAGCUGUUUGUGCAGGAGGAAGAGACCCUGGUGGAGGAGCUGACGGCGCGCUGGGAGCCGUCUCCGCGUCGCCACGUGGCCGAUGGCUCACGGAGACCCGCGACACGCCCCAUGCCUCACUGCAUGCAGCUAAAGACAUGGCUGUACUCUCCAAUUGCUGUCAAAUGA